This is a messenger RNA of Eremomyces bilateralis CBS 781.70, 851 nucleotides long. Its product is annotated as acyl-CoA N-acyltransferase. Gene Ontology annotation, biological process: protein acetylation. Bases 1 to 567 code for a protein of 188 amino acids. The transcript has 2 exons. NCBI's taxonomy places the organism in Eukaryota, Fungi, Ascomycota, Dothideomycetes, Eremomycetales, Eremomycetaceae. Gene Ontology annotation, molecular function: N-acetyltransferase activity. The record is from RefSeq and is a predicted model, not a curated record.
AUGGCCACGGAGCCAACCAUCCGUCUCGCACGACGCGCCGACGUCACUACGGUCCUCAACCUCAUCAAAGAGCUCGCCGCCUUCGAAAACUGUGAGGACCAAGUCGAAGCCACCGAAGGCACCCUCCUCACGACGCUGUCCUUCGAAGAGACGGACUCCAUCGGCACGAGCCUCGGCAACUCGGGGUAUGCGAAGACGCUCCUGAUUCAAUCGCCGGACGGCGACGUCGCGGGCAUGGCUCUGUACUUCUUCAACUACAGCACGUGGCGCGCGCGCCCGGGGAUUUACCUGGAAGACCUGUACGUGCGGCCGGCGUAUCGGCGGCGGGGGUAUGCGGGGUUGCUGUUGAAGGAGUUGGCGCGGAGGGCGGUGGAGAUGGACGGGGGGAGGUUGGAGUGGGCGUGUUUGACAUGGAAUGAGAAUGCGUUGAAGUUCUAUGAGGGGAUUGGGGCGACGAAGAUGGUGGAGUGGGUGGGGUUGAGAGUGGAUGGAGAGGCGUUGGUUAAGUUGGCGAGUGGAAAGGAGGAACGAGUACUUGGGCAAGACGUCAGGAUUCAUUCGGAAUAGGAAUCUACCAUUUUUGGGUGCUUUGGAGAUGUGGUGUGAUGGAGUAUGGUCGGUUUCAACUUCGCUGGCAGACUGCCGCUCAGGUAAAUUAAGCUCGCCUGAAAUCAAGACGAGAUUCAUCAUUUCGUAUACGUCAUUGUAGAUGUAAGCUUCCAAGGCUGAAGUUCAUGCGACAUCCAUCAGCUUUGCUCUAAUGGACGGAAUAUUCCAUAGCAGAGUCCACAGCGAUAGGAUCGAAUGGAGUAUGCAGCUAGGGAAGCAACGUAAGAUGUGUGAUUCAGUGG